Adineta steineri is the source of this 588-nucleotide messenger RNA. The record is from the annotation of a GenBank genome assembly. Lineage: Eukaryota; Metazoa; Rotifera; Eurotatoria; Adinetida; Adinetidae.
AUGGGUCCAAAAAAAGAAGCUCCAGCUCCAGCAGCAAAAAAGAAAGAUACUCCAGCUACUGCUGCAGCAACAGCAACAGCUAGUGCCAAAAAAACGACAAAACCUGCAGGUAGUGCUACAACAACAGCUGCUACUAAAGUCGUUACCAAAGAACGUAAAGAAAAGGUUAAAUCAACAGCACUUAAAGCUAAACAACGGGUUGCUCGUGGAAAUCAAUUGACACGUAAUCGUAAAGUUUAUUCAAAACCAACAUUUCGUCGUCCACAUACACUUCGAUUACAACGUUCACCAAAAUAUCCACGACGGUCUGUACCAAAACGAAAUCGUCUUGAUCAUUUUGCCAUCAUUAAACAUCCAUUAACAACUGAAUCGGCAAUGAAAAAAAUCGAAGAUAACAAUACAUUAGUAUUUAUUGUUAGUAUUCGUGCUAAUAAACCCAUGAUUAAAGCAGCCGUCAAAAAAAUGUAUGAUGUUGAUGCCGAAAAAAUCAAUACAUUAAUUCGACCUGAUGGUGAAAAGAAAGCUUAUGUUAGACUUAAGGCUGAUCAUGAUGCACUUGAUGUUGCUAAUCGUAUUGGUAUUAUUUAA